Drosophila obscura is the source of this 616-nucleotide messenger RNA. Its product is annotated as 14-3-3 protein epsilon-like. The transcript has a single exon. Lineage: Eukaryota; Metazoa; Arthropoda; Insecta; Diptera; Drosophilidae. Gene Ontology annotation, cellular component: cytoplasm. The record is from RefSeq and is a predicted model, not a curated record. Gene Ontology annotation, biological process: signal transduction. Bases 153 to 596 code for a protein of 147 amino acids.
AGUACAUUGAUUGAAUCGGGCUCGGAGAAAAAAGGAGGCGACGAAUUGGCAGUCUAGCUAGACACAAAGAAUAAACAAUAAGUACAAGCAGAAACGGAGACUACAGAAUUAUUAUUUUUCGUGUGAAUUUUUGUGUGAAAUAUUUUACAACAAUGUCUGAACGCCAGAACAAUUUCUUCAAGGCAAAAUUGGCUGACCAGGCCGAUCGACACACAGACAUGCCUGAGGCCAUGAAGAGCACCGUUUUGAUAGGCGAAGUGCUAACUGUGGAGGAGCGCAACAUGUUCUCGGCUGCAUACAAGAAUCAUAUUGGGAAGGUGCGUUCUUCGUGGCGCGUCCUUAAUUCGAUCGAAUGGAAGGAGACGGGCGUCGUUAGCGUGGAGCAUCUGGGGGUGAUCCCCCAACGGCGCGGACUUCAAGCAGGCGUCGAAGCAGUCGCUGUGCUCUUAAAAUGGAGCCGGGGAAUUGGCAAAGGAAUUAAUGUUAAUGUUUCAGCGAUUUUUGAACACUGUUGUGGUUUUUCUUCUUGUACGUAUGAUGCCGUGUUUUUGUUAUCCCUAGACUCACCAUCAACUGCAUUGGUAUCACCUUUUUAGUAUAAUUAAAUUUGAAAAAA